This is a messenger RNA of Porites evermanni, 8570 nucleotides long. The record is from the annotation of a GenBank genome assembly. Lineage: Eukaryota; Metazoa; Cnidaria; Anthozoa; Scleractinia; Poritidae.
CAGAUAUAUGAAUACCUAAACAAGUAUGUGAUAGGUCAAGCACAUGCCAAGAAGGUGUUGUCAGUAGCUGUUUAUAAUCAUUACAAGAGACUAUCAGUUAACUUGCCACAAUCCCAGCAAGCCUCAACACCUGCUGAAGUCAAACCAGUUCCUGUACAAAGACAGUAUGCUGGAUCACCACAAGGUGCUCACUGCUUCAAUUCAAGCAUUAUUUCAUACUUGCAUGAUACAUGUGUAUACUUGUUUAAUGUGCCAUGUCUUCAAUCAAAGUGUUUGGUAGUUUUUUGUUUGUUUUGCAAAAGUUUAAACAGGUCAGUAGUGUCCUUCUUGACCACUGUUUCCUUUGAAAACAAAGAGAUUUGCAUAUUGUAUGCAUGAAAUUCAGUUUUCUUCCAGGUCAACUGAUCAAAUUUAUAACAUGCAAUAAUUUGUUUUCAUUAUUAAAACAUAAAACGCUUUUGAUCCAUGGCAUUUUAUUCAAUGGAAAUGAAAACACUUUGAAGGCUUUUGGUUAUAUUCCAUGUUGCUUAUUUUGUUCUGUUUUCAUUUAGAUAAAUGUUACAGCUUGGUGUACAUGUACAUGUAUUUAUCUUAACUUAAACUGGUGAAUGCUUUUCCCUUUUUAAAAGAAUUACAGAUGCUUAUGACACAAACAUCCAACCUCAAUUCUCCAUUGGGAGCUAGUGGUGUUCACUCACCUGCACAAUUACGUGAACAAGCUGGAAGUGACAUACUAGACUCAGAUGUAGAAAAGAUUCAACUGGACAAGAGUAACAUCCUUCUGUUAGGGCCAACCGGCUCAGGUAAAGAACAAAACAUUUUAGUGAUGAAAAAAGAAAAAAGACAAAUUUUAUUAAAGCUCUGUAGUACCUGUUCUGUAGUCAACCUUACUAGCUAAAUAUCUUAAGACUCCUUCAUAGGAUUUAAACCUGAGGCAGCGAUUUUGUUACCUCUGCGUCUUGCAUCCCUGACACAUAAAAUUCCCAAAGACGCAAAACAAUUUGUGGUAUGCGUCCCAAAGGAUGCAAAGAUCGAUUGAUCAAUCGGAAGAUGUUUUUGUAGAAUUUCCUGUUUGUGUGAUUUCUGUGGCUGUUCUGUGUCUUUUGUUUAACGACACAUAUUUGUUUUAGUAGUUGUUGUGCUUGACCAUAGAAGGAGUAUAAUUAUUUUAAUUUCUGUAAACUGUAAUACAGAGUUUAGGAGUCUCUCUUCAGAUUAACUGUUUGGUUACAUAAAGACCCAGGGCAUUGAACUGGGGCUCAAUGGUUCUGGAGUGGGACUCAUGAUUUUUCUCAACAUGAGUUCCAGGACUCACCAUAACUGUUUGUAACAUAAUCACAGCUGUGGCCUCCCAAACCCUAGGUGGGUUUUGUAUUCAGUGAGCUAUGGGAAAUCCUCGAGGGCAAGGCCAUAAUGAGUAAAACUUGGUUCAUGACUGAUGUUUGUCAAAUGAUCAUGCUAUAGUAUAUCAGCCACAGGCUCAAAAUUUAAAACUCUGUUGAAUGCCUCAUUAACUCUUUCCAGGAAUAAAGGUAGAUUGGGAGGGACUGCCUUCCGUACAAUGCGUACAGUGUUCCAAACAAGGCCUCUGCUUGUCCAAAUUGAAUCACCUAACGGUGGUGUUAGUUAUCCGCUGGAUAGAAUGUUCACCCACUGGCAGGAGUUAGGAAGGGGGUAGGGGGCAGGGGUGACCCUUGCAUGUGCAGGGGGGGGGGGGAAAGGGGAAAAAAGGAUUAUGUCCAUUGGAGAAAACAGGGGAAAGGGAAAAAUAUUUUUACCUGCUUGAAAAGGAAAAAAAAUGGGAUAAAAAGUUAACUUAAAUUCAAUGCCAAAUNUUUGAUCUUGUGUGCGGUAACUUGUAAUUCAUUUUAAUUCAUUUUUAUUGAAGUAGCCAUUUGUGAGGGGUAAAAAAGUCAGGUUCUUGCCUUUUCACAUACAUAUUUUAUGACUACUUUAUAAAACUGUUUUUUUAAAAUUUUUUUCAGGUAAAACACUAUUAGCACAAACAAUAGCUCGCUGCCUUGAUGUGCCAUUUACGAUAUGUGAUUGCACUGCCUUGACACAAGCUGGAUAUGUGGGUGAAGACAUAGAAUCUGUGAUUGCCAAGCUCCUACAGGUUGGUUUAACCAAUUUUUAUAAAAGGAAAGUCUUAAAUUAUAUCAUACCUAUAGUUCCACUAAGGCAGGGUCAAAAUUAGUCACAGAACCAAUAAACACAAUCAUUUUAUCUGGUUUUGGAUUACCACUGUGUACUUUGAAAAAUAGCUUGUUCACACACCCUCUAUUUUCUCUUCAAAGUUCGUCUAGUGCGCCUGAUAAAAAAACAAAAACCGCAGGAGAUUUAUUGACCAUCAGUGCAAGGGGGUAGGGGCGGGGGAACUGUGUACAGACUACUUGGAAACCUGUUGGAAUUUCUUUUCAUGAUAUUAAGUCACUUCUUUCCAGUUGUAAUUUCAACUCUUUUGUUAUUUUGCUUUCCUACCUCACUUAACAGGAAGCUGGAAACAAUGUUGAAAGAGCACAGCAAGGUAAACUUUUGAUUUUUGCCUCCAACUGAUUAUUAUUUUGUAAACAUUCUGUAAAAUUUUGAAAAGCUCUGUCAAGCUCUGUCGGCUCCAUAGAAAAUAACUCUAACUUCACGUUGCAUUGCUUUCUCAGGGAUUGUAUUCUUGGAUGAAGUUGACAAGAUCGGUUGUGUUCCUGGAGUGCAUAACUUAAGAGAUGUUGGCGGAGAGGGAGUACAGCAGGUAAAACGUUCAGCAAAUUCUAAUCUCCAAGCUUUUCCCUAAUCUCCUUCAAGAUCAACCAUACCUGUUGCGUGUACUAAAACUUGGAACACGAAACAUCCCGCAGCACUCUAGGACACGUCAAAUUAAUAAAACAACAUUGGGGAAAAAAUAUUUCAUAGGUUAGGGGUAGGGUUUCUAUUUGUCUUUUUCAUUUUACUUGUUGUCAGGUUUGCAGCAUGAGUGUACCAGAGUGUUGAAGUGUGUUCUGGUGUUCAAGGUCUUAGUACAUGCUGCCUGCUUUGAGAAAGGUGUCUAUCACUAACAUACUUACCUAAUACUAUUUGGGAAGAGGAAAGGGGCAGGUGGCCUGGGAGAAUAGGGAUGGAGGGGCACGGAAUGCGGAAGAUCAGAGAAGAAAGAACGGGAGGUGAGAUUUAAAAAAUGCAGUAGGCGGAAGAAAUAAGGGGAAAUUAAACAACUGUGCUUAUAAGAAUUAUCGAAAAAGGGCUUAAGGGAGGAAGCGAGGAAAAGAAGGUGGCUGGGGUUUCGGACCGCCUGUGCCCCCAGUAUAGCUCAUAGCUUUCGAAAAUAAUGCAGUCAGUGGAGGAGGUCAAAAAUACCUAUUCUCAGCGAAUUAGAAUUACGUAAAACAGCGAUUGUUUAAAGAGAGACUUGCUCGUCAGUUAUUAUACAUGGUGCUUCAAUUAUAAUUUCAUUACUAUUAAGUGCUUAUGAAUUAUGUUAAUUUUGUGGUGGUUUAAGAAAAUUACUUUGAAGCUCCUUGUUCCAUUUGGUCAAUGCAUUUGCUUUACUUGGAUUCUCUUCUCGUGGUUGGCCUCGUUUCACCUAGCUUUUAAUUCAACUCUUUUAAUGUCUCACUUCAAUACGGGUAAAUUUUGAAAUUACGUAUAUUAUGACUGAUGAAAUACCUUCUUAUCUCAGGGUUUGUUGAAGAUUCUUGAAGGUACAGUAGUGAAUGUGCCGGAGCGAAAUUCACGUAAGGUGCGAGGUGAAAGCGUGGCUGUGGAUACUAAAAACAUCUUGUUUGUGGCAUCUGGAGCCUUUAAUGGACUGGACAAAAUUAUUAAGAGAAGAAAUCAGGAGAAGGUACGGUUACAGAAAUUCAUUAAAGUAACAUUAAAGUUAUAAUCUUGAUACACAGCAAAAUGCGAGUCUAUAAUCACUAUUUGAGUGGCAAUUUUUUGACCAGCCCCACACUGUACGUAGCUGCUAUGAGAGAGAUACACAUGUAUAGAGUCACGGUUACGUACGGCAAACAGCAAAUGGCAGAUUCAAGUUAAGAGUUUCCCGAAAUAGAAAAUAAGCAGAUAAAACAGACAAUUUUAAAAACAGUUCUUAUGGGUGAAAACUCGAGCUCUGAAGAAAAACAGUUCGAGUUAGCGGGGAAUUUGAGUUAUCGUGGUAAAUCUUAAUGAAAUUUUGAUCAAGGGAAUGGAAAUUGAGUUUGAGUUGGCGGGGAGUUCGAGUUAUCCGAUUUCAAGUUAUCGAGGUUCUACUGUAAUUUAAAACUUAUAACUUUUUUUGUAAAAGAACAGUUUAAGACGAGUAAAGGAAAACUUGAUCAGGUGGUACGAAUUUACUUUUGCCGCAUGCCGUUUGCCGUAAACGCGAUUCUAAAUGUUUCUAUUUUCUUUUGCGUCCCCGUGACGUAGAAUCUGAAUGUACUCCCAACACAAACGGGACUCAGGUUGUAUGGGACAAGCGUUGUUGAUUGAACGGAUCCUUAGACACGUAAGUCCAAAAGGUAUCGCUGCACAUUUUGCAGAAGUGAAUGAAAUCAUCACCGACUUGUUAAAGGAAGGAAAGCCUGCGAACAGCAUUGGUCGAGCAUACUCCUUUAUUUAUGAUUGGUACUAGCUUAGUAAAUUACAUGAGUAUUUUGAAGCUUUUGGAAUUCUUCCGUUUUUAGCAAAAAGACCUAGAAGAGUGGUAAAGACCGGAUACAUGUAGACAUGAAGACUCCUUUUCUCUUUCCAAUAUAAUUCAUUAAACUCGAGGAAUGUCUUUCUACAGUAUUUUCUUCUUCAUGUCGUCCUUUACUCACUAGUCUUUCUUCAAUCCAGGUGAUUGGUUUUGGGGCUCCAAUAAGUGACCGUGGCUCGAAAGAGAAAGAGCUAGACAUCUUCAAAAACUCUCAGCCGGACGUUCGCGAAGAUAAUGCCGAGCGGGACAAGCUGCUUAGCCAGGUAGAAGCACGGGAUCUUGUCGAGUUCGGGAUGAUACCCGAGUUCGUGGGUCGUCUUCCGGUGGUGGUAAGCUUGCACUCCUUGGAUGAAGGUUCUCUGGUUAAGAUUCUUACCGAGCCUCGAAAUGCCUUGGUGCCGCAAUAUCAAGCGCUGUUCAGCAUGGACAAGGUGGGUGAUCUCCAUACGUAACCUCUCUGUUACGAACUGUCGACCUGGUUCCAAACUUCAUACAGUUUCGCCAUUUAACUGGGCCGACUGAACUUUUGCAAAGACUUCUGGGUCGGUUACAGGGAAAAAAAUUGCGCAACAGCUGACCGGUGUUCCAGUGAUAUGGGCAUCCCCAUUCCCAAAACCCUAGUGAUAUGGGCAUCCCCUUCUCAUAUCACCUUAGCGAUUUGGGCUAGAGUUAGGGUUAGAUUUACAGGGGAUGCCUUUAUCGCUAGGAUUUUGGGAAUGAGGAUGCUCAAAACGCGGGGAUACCCAUAUCACUGUGACACCGGUGCGUCCCCAGUAACGAUCGCAGGAGUAUUUGCGAAAGUUCUCUCGGCCCAAUUUCCUUACAGAUCCCAAAUUUAAUCACAUACAGUUCUUUUAAUACGUACACAUCUCUGUUGUGGACAGUUUUAUGGGUUCCAGAGAUACAAAACUUCAUACAGUUGUCCCUGCCUCUAUAGUAUGGACAUAUCUCUAUCAUAGACAGUUUUCUGGGUCCUAUAGAGGCACAAAACUUCGUACAGUUCCUCCUUAAGAAAUGCCAAACUUCGUACAAUGCCUAACUCUACAAUACAUGUACGAACACAACUCUGUAAGGCAGGCACUUGGCUCUGUCCCUUUGCUGUCCGUAAUAAGGUUUUGUCUAUAAGCAUAGAACAUUAUAAAAGUAACAGUUCUCGCAUCGGCUAGCAACACGUUUUCUAAUCUUAUGUAAUAAUGAUGAUGAUGAUGAUGAUGAUGAUUACGACUGUUCUUCUGUACUCCUCGUAUGACAAAAGUACAUUUCGUUUGUUUCAUUUUCUCGUAAAUUGUGCAUCAUAAAGAUAUUGUCAUGUGAUCAUAAUUAUAAUAUAUGGACCCUAUAAUGAAAUAUUUCUUUGUCUUUGUUUGUUAGGUUGAGCUGAAUCUCAGUCCUGAUGCCUUAAAGUUGAUUGCCAAGAAAGCUUUGGAAAAGAAGACUGGUGCCCGCGGCUUGAGAGCGAUACUGGUAUGCACAAAAACAAUCAAUAGUUAUCAGUACAACAAAUAAUUUAACUUUUGUUUAAUACAAGGUGUUUCAAAAGUUCGUUCCGAUUGUAAAUUGUAUUUUGCGCAAAGCAUUUAAUGCUUCCUUAGGCAAAUGUAAGCUGAUUCAGGGAGGAGAUUUAUCUAAAUAACCGUUCAAUGCAAUUUCAAACUAAAAUUUGAAGAAAUUAUGAAAUUUUUUAAAUUUUUUCCCCAAAUGUGCACGUACGCGAAUUUUUUCCCGCCAUAUUUUUCCUGCCCAUUUUGUAGGUUUUCUGUUUUCGUUUUUUUGGCGUUUUCUUUUGUUUUCUCUACUCUUUCACGAAAAUGAAGGCGUACACUGUUUGUGCUAGAGCUCAGACAUCUAUUUUUACGGUACUCUGUCCAUUUAGUCAAAGAAAUUGUCAAAUUGUUGAAGAAGUCUGAACGACGAGAGAACAAGUGGUCAAAAGUAAAGACCUUACAAGACAAACCAAGGAGUAGAUGGCCGGGUUUUUUUACAAACUGUGUGAAAAAUGUUAUCGAAAAAGCUUUAAGCAUAUGCGUAAUAAUUCAACAAGACUGAAAGGUAAAAAGAAAACUUCAACUUCACAAUAUCAAAGUUUCGAGCACAACGGUAUGGGGAUAUGUGACCAACAAAGGUUGGAAAGCCUUGAAGAGAAAAAAGGCGGUGCACACUUCAUGCAGGCAUGGCAUCAGAAGAAUUUGCAAACUUUAUACCAAAGGACGACCGGCCGGCAAAGUCACGUGAUGCGAACUCUCCUAGUAACCAUCUGGAUUAUCGUUGAUGAGACAACAUACAAAGAUUCAGCCCCCAUAACACUGGACUAGCUAAGACAGCGACCACACUUCACCUGGAAAAUUUUGAAUUUAGACACGUUAUGGGAGCUCGUACAUUCUAUACCUCACCGCCCAGAAAAUGUCAGAAAUCAUAAAGGACGACAUUCUGGCUGCUAAUAUUUCAGUUAGUCAAUGUUAAAUGAAUAAUGAAUGACAUGCUUAGGUUUACAAAAGUUAUCUUUAAUAAUCAUUGAAAUUUAAGCGAAGAAAAAAAUCGGAACGAACUUUGGAAACACCCUGUAGAAGUGUCAGAUGUUAUUCGUGUUAAUUUUCCAAACGUUUGGCAUCUACAAUCGGCAACAAACUUAGUUGACACGCUUUCCCCUAAAUGGCCUCUCUGACCAACUUAAAAAAGAGGAAAAUACAGCUUUUCCUCUCCCACCCACUCCAUUCAUAUUGUGCCGCUCAGUGUUCGAGCUACCUGUAGAAAGCAAAAAAGUUCCCCAACUUUGAAUUGAGCGGAGGGGGAGGUGUGUGAAUUGUUUUGUUUUCCAAAGUUUUCUCCAUUUGAGACAAAGUCUCAACAAUUUUGUCGCCGAUUGCAGCCCUAUAUCUAUGGGAUACAGCAACUGCGGCAUCGGGUAUCGAAUUCGUAAUAACGCGGAUAGCAUUGCUAGACUGGCAAGUCCCAAAUUCAAGAAUGAAAUACAUCUCCUGCUGUUAUUGCCGUAAAGCAGACGCUAUGCAUCUAAACGUCAUCGAUGGUGUGUAGUCAAUUGUUAUGUCCACGAAGGUGAAUGAGAAAACCGAAGCUCUUUAACGAACUUCAACUAAGAACCUUAUAAUUACAUUUUCAAAAAUCCAUCUCGAACUCGCAUGUCUCUUUCUUUCUUACUCAUUCGGAACUGAAACGAUUAAUACUUUCAUACACUCCCGUAGUUCCCUUGAAAACCAUACCCGAUUCCAGACCAAAAUGGGCAAAGUGUAUACCCGUUUCAGACCAAAAAGGCCCCCAAACCCUAACCGUUGGGGCGGCACAUACCUAUAUGCCUUUUAUAAGAGAGUACCCCCCUGGGAUUUACGUAAGCCUCCUGGAUAAAACUUGCGGAGAUUCCAAUAGGAAUCUAGCCUUUGACCUUUCGAUUACUGGCUGCCAGCCUGGAGUUUGGGAGGCUACAGGUACAAUUUCUGCAGUGGACGGUAGAAUUGUCUGUCAGUCUUUGCCUCACGUUCGUGACUUCAGUGACUUCAGUGACUUUGUGACUUCAGUGAACGUUCUCACCAUCGUUCUUUUGUGACGUCGUUUUCUCCCCCAUGUUACAGAUGUGCAGGAAACUGAGCAAACUUUGGCCGUUUUUUGUCCGGCCCAUACGCUAUGUUAUUGUAUUUGAGGCUUGACUUUCUUUUCUCUCUUUUGACAUUAUUUCUGCUUAUUUUAGGAAAACUUACUACUUGAACCCAUGUUCGAUGCUCCGGGCUCUAACAUCCGGGCGGUUUUCGUAGAUGAACACGUGGUAGAAGGGAACAAAAAGGCUGAAUACGCAAUGGCCCCAGAAGAAGAUGUUCCAGCGGAUGGAACUGAAGGAUUUAACGAAGAAGAAGAAAGAUAUGCUGGAGACGCUUCUUCAAGAGUUUAA